AAAUAAUUCAUUCCUAUAAUCACCGAACUAUACACGACGUGUAUUAUUCAGUUUAGUGCCGAUAUAAAUCCGAUGGGCCGGUUCGAAAUGUUAACUUCAUCGUUUUGAAAUUAUUACGUUUUAUUUAUUUUGGUGAGAAGAGUAACGGAGCACUGCGUCCGUGUUCGGCUUUUCCUUGCCUCCAUGGCUCCAAAGCCUCCAACGCUCCAUUAAUCGAUACGACGCUUAGAUGAAAGGUCCUAGUCCGUACUCGAUUUGUUUUCGGAUAUUCGUGUAAACGAAAAUCAGAAUAAUACGAACAAACGUCGUUUUCUCGUCUCCACGAUUUGCCCGAGGAUCAGAUAAGUUCACCAGACGUUUUGCCGAAGGAUCAGUCGAGUUCAGCUGAAGAUUUUCCUGAGGGUCAGUCAAGUUCACCUAAAGUUGUGAUUGAGGGUCAGUCAAGUUCACCAAAAGACUUGCCUGAGAGUCAGUCAAGUUCACCAGAAGAUUUGCCCAAAGAUCGGUCAAGUUCACCAAACAGUUUGCCCGAGGGUCGGUCGAGUUCACCUGAAGAUAUGCCCAAGGAUCAGUCGAGUUCACCUGAAGAUUUGCCUAAGGGUCAAUCGAGUUCACCUAAAGAUUUUCCUGAAGGUCAGUCAAGUUUACCAGAAGACUUGCCUGAGGGUCAGUCAAGUUCACCAGAAGAUUUGCCCGAGGGUCAGUGUAGUUCACCUAACAAUGUGAUUGAGGAAAAAAUAUUUGAUUGGAAUAAAUAUCUUACUGCAAGAAAUGCAGAAGAGGUGCCUGAAGAUUUUUUUUAUCAUAUUUGUAAGAGUGAACUGAAUGGAAUAGAAAUUGGCUCAGUGGUCGAGAUUGAAAAUGAAGAUCUAAGUGGAUAUUGGUUUGCUAGUGUAUGUUCAUCAAAGGGCGUUUUAAUGAACUUGCAUUAUUUUGGUGAUGACAAUGAUCAACAUACUUUUUGGUUAGAAGUAAAGUCACCACGCAUUCAUUCUUUAAACUGGGGAAGCGAAAAUAAUAAAAAACUGAUGCCUCCUUAUCCUGAAAGAUUUUCACGUUACAAACCAGAAGUUAUUAAAGAAAAAGUUAAUGAUUGUGAGCAUGUCGUAUCAAAUGCUGUGUUACAAAUGGGAGGUGCACCAAUUCAUAAUAUAUUCAAGUGUGACAUGUUUGUAGAAGUUCAAGAUAGAGAAUACCCUUAUCGUGUUUGGAUUUCAAAAGUGCUUAAAAAUGUGGGAGGAAGGUUAUUUUUACAAAUGCAAGGAAUAAAUAGCCCUGAAGAGAAACCAUUUUGGUUAUUUUAUUUAAAUGAACGUGUUUUUCCAUUAGGAUGGGCAGAACAAAAGGGCCUUCCAUGGAGAGUAAUGAAUUUAGAUGCUAGCUUAGAAAAUUCUAUUGAUUCUAGUGUAUUACUGAAUGUGUUAAAGCCAAAGACACCAAAACAACACAGUUAUAAAGUUGGAGAAAUGUUGGAAGUAAUAAAUCCUUAUUCAUUGAUGGUAUUUUAUGUUGGUACAAUUGUUAAGAUCUAUGAUAAUCGUUAUUUUAAAGUUGAAGUGGAUAAUGAAAUUGAUGAAGAUAAACGUAUCAGUUUUGUAGCUACUAAAGAAAAUCCUUAUUUAUUUCAAGCCGGUUGGGCUAGCAAACACAAAUUUUUGCUAAAACCUCCGACUGAUUGGAAUAAACCAGAAAAAUUUUCUUGGUCGAAAUAUUUGAUAAGAAAGGAUGCAAAAUUUGCUUCUGUAGAUAAUUCAUGUAGAAAAAAGAUUGAUAAUGUUCAUAUAGGUAUGAAACUAGAAGCGGUUGAUCCUUUGAAUACUGAUUGUAUUCGUGUGGCUACAGUUAAAGGAUUUGCUGACCAUUGGAUGUUUUUAUCUUUUGAUCGUACGAGUUGUUGUCAAGAAUUACUACAUUUACGUUCAGUUUAUUCAGAUGAAGUUUUUCCAGUUGGUUGGUGUAAUAAACACAAAUAUUCUUUGGGUGCCCCAAAGCUUCCAUACAAUGACUCUAAUGAUUUUGAACAUUGUUAUUAUUCGUCGGAUGUUGAUAUUGAUUUAAGUCAAUCAGACCAAGACUUAUCAAAAAAAUAUCCUCGUUAUUUAAAAGGAGAAAUCUUUUAUCACUUUAGCAAAAAAGAUAAAAUAAAUUUUGAUGAUGGUUUUGAAGAAAUAGAAGAUGAUAUUAAAUCUGAAGAUUCUGAUUCUGAUUCUGUUAAUAAUAUACCUCUAGUUUCAGAAAUAGAGAUUAAAAAAGAUAGUGCUGAUGAAUAUGAUAAUGAUCCAAUUUUCGAUGCUAAAGACGAGCCUGAAUUAGAUGAAGAAUUUCAUGAUGCAUUAUUUUUGGAUGAAAAUAAUAUUAAACCAGAAGAAGUUGAUAUUAAACCAGAAGAAUAUGAUAAUAUACCAGAUGAAGUUGAUAAUAUACCAGAUGAAGUUGAUAAUAUACCAGAUGAAGUUGAUAAUAUACUAGAUGAAGUUGAUUAUAAACUAGAAGAAGUUAAUUAUAAACCAGCAAAAAGGAAUAAUGCAGAAGAGGUUAAUCUAAAUAAUAAAAAAAAAAAAGUUUACCAUGUUGAAAAAUCCAUAGAUAAUGUGGUUAGAAAUUCUUCAAAACUGUUUUCUAAAAAUAGCUACCAAAUGUGUAUUUACUUUAACAAAGAUUGUUAUCCUGGUGGUCAUGUAGUCAAAAAGAAAAUUCCUAGCUUACCAGUUUGUAUUGGUCCAGGUCUCGUAUCCUCAAUAUUACGGGAUGCAAUAACCGCAUUUGUUAAUUUAGAUUAUUUUCCUUCGAAUGCAUUAAAAAAAAUUAAAAAAAUUCAAAAUAUGUUAUUCAACGGACCUGGUGGUGUUGAAAUGUGGAUUACCACCACUGCAACAAGAACUCAUGGUAGUUCCACCGAAUCUCUGCUUCUUCCUGAAUCUAAGAAGAUGGCUAGAAUAUAUUGUUCUGCUCUUUGUAAUCUAUCUGGCAUGUGUGAAUUCUUUAUGACUACUGAAGAAACAAAGUGUCCUCAUGGUUGUAAUAAGACAGAAAGUAAUAAUAUAGUACAGCCGUUAAAACCUAAAAUGAAUACUCUGCCCAUUCGUAUGAAAUCAAAAAUAAAAUAUCAUCAAUUACAUGAUGCUCAACAAUCUGCCAAAGUUGUGCGCCGUAGUAUAACGCAUUCAGAAAUUUCUAGAAUUGGUAAAAAAGUAUUAGAUUGGUCAAAUAAACCUUUAGUUUCAAGGUAUAAACAUUAUAUGGGGAGUAUAUUGGAUUUAGAUGCACACAUGUUUCGAUUAAAUCAUAGUCCUACUGAACUGGAAUCAUCUCUUAUAACUGAAAUUAUAUCAAAAAAAAAUAUACUUAGAAGGAUGGAUAAAAUGGAAAUUUUCAGUAAUACUAAAUCUGGACUUGAAACCCCUGAAGAAAAACUAUUUGUAGUUUUAGACAAUUGGAAAUCAACAUUUGAAAACUAUUAUCGUCAAAAUCCAAGAUUUAAGAAAUAUAAAAUUGAUAUAGGACAAUUAGAACAUAUUAAGGUCACGUCAAAUCCAAAAUAUUGGUCUGCUGAGGAUGUUUAUAAAUAUUUGACAAAUGAUUUGUUUUGUAAAGAUGUUGGACUAAAACUAUAUGCUGGGAAAGUUGAUGGUGUAGCGUUUAUGCUAUUGAAUGAAGAACAACUUUUACUGCGAUUACGAUGUACAAUCAAUUUAGCAAUAAGAAUCCUGUGUCAUGUAGCUGAAGUGAAAUACGUUUGUUUAACAAAAUAUUGUAAUGUGAAUGUUGAAUAAAAUAUUAUAUACAUUUUCUAGUUUUACAUCUUUUACUUUGUUAAGAAAAAAAAUGAGAUUUAUCCUGAUAUAAGACUAAGACUUAUUGACGAUAAUUAUGAAUGUUUUCAUUUUUUAGAUAUUUGUUAUAUAUAAUAAUAAUUAAGUAUAUUUAUUAUUAAAUUGAUCAAUUCCUUAUUAAAAAUAAUUAUGCAUUGUAUUUUUUUUUUGCUUACAGUAAUAAAUUAAUGUUUCAAUAGAUAGUGUUUUUAUACA
Messenger RNA from Acyrthosiphon pisum (pea aphid), 4028 nucleotides. RefSeq names its product scm-like with four MBT domains protein 1. Lineage: Eukaryota; Metazoa; Arthropoda; Insecta; Hemiptera; Aphididae. Gene Ontology annotation, biological process: negative regulation of DNA-templated transcription. Gene Ontology annotation, molecular function: histone binding; chromatin binding. The transcript is spliced from 18 exons. Bases 558 to 3773 code for a protein of 1071 amino acids. The record is from RefSeq and is a predicted model, not a curated record. Gene Ontology annotation, cellular component: nucleus.